AUGGACUUUUGGCAACAGGCCUUUGGCUGUGUGUUCCCAAAUCCAAGCCUGGGCAAAGUGGAAGGAGAGAUUUGCACAGGGGAAGAGGACCUGGAGAGCCUUCCUGCAACUUUCUUUGAAAUGCAAAUGACCGGUCAUAGCUACAAUGUCUACAAUGCUGCUUAUGCAGUGGCCCAUGCUUUAAAUGACAUGUUUUCAGCUACAGGACUCAAAUAUAAAGGAAAAAGAACUGCUAAAAAACUGAAAGGACUUAAGGAUCAGUACUUAUGGCAGCUCCAUCAGUUUCUGGGAGCCAUGUCCUUUAAUAACAGUGCUGGGGAAACCAUUACUUUUAACCAGGAUGGAGAGUUGGUAUCUGGGUUUGAUGUGAUGAAUUGGUUUGUUUCCUCCAACCAGUCCAUUCACCGUGUGAAGGUUGGGAGGGUGGACCCCCAGGCCUCUCCAGGCAAAGUGUUUACCAUCAAGGAGGACACUAUAACAUGGCACAGCUGGUUUAACCAGGCACAACCUGUCUCUCUGUGCAGUGAGAGUUGUGUUCCAGGUUCCAGGAAGAAAAUGAGGGAGGGGCAGCCAUUUUGUUGCUAUGAUUGCAUCCCAUGUCCUCCAGGGAAGAUUUCAAGCAAGAAGGAUAUGAAUGACUGUUACAAAUGCCCUGAUGAAAACUAUCCAAGUAACAAUCAGGAUCUGUGCAUUCCAAAAACAGUAACAUUCCUGUCUUCUGAGGAACCUUUGGGACUCUGUUUAGGGUUGUCUGCUGUUUCCUUUGCUCUGAUUACAACCUCCAUGCUUGGAAUCUUUCUGAAGCACCACAACACUCCCAUUGUCAUCGCCAACAACCGGGACCUCAGCUACGCUCUUCUCAUCUCUCUCCUGCUCUGUUUUCUAUCUGCUUUGCUUUUUAUUGGCCGUCCUGGGAAGGUCUUGUGUCUCCUUUGCCAAACCGCUUUUAGUAUAAUCUUCUCAGUGGCUGUUUCUUGUGUACUGGCAAAAACCAUCAUAGUCGUUUUGGCUUUCUUGGCCACCAAGCCAGGAUCCAUGCUGAGAAAAUGGGUGGGGAAAAGACUUGCCAAUUCCAUUGUUCUUUCCUGUUCUCUUAUUCAAUCAGGCAUAUGCAUUAUAUGGCUGUCAACCUCUCCCCCCUUCCCAGAUGUUGACAUGCACUCAAUGGAGGAUCAAAUUGUUCUGGAAUGUAAUCAAGGUUCUGUGACAAUGUUUUAUUGUGUGCUGAGCUAUCUGGGCUUUUUGGCCAUGGUAAGUUUCACCGUGGCCUUUUUUGCCAGGAAGUUACCAGAUGCUUUCAAUGAAGCCAGGUUUAUCACAUUCAGUAUGUUGGUUUUCUGCAAUGUUUGGUUAUCUUUUGUUCCAACCUACUUGAGCACCAAAGGAAAAUAUAUGGUGGCUGUGGAGAUCUUCUCCAUCUUAGCUUCCAGUGCUGGACUUCUAGGGUGCAUUUUCCUCCCCAAGUGUUUCAUUAUUUUGUUGAGGCCUCAGUUGAACAAUAGGAAACAGCUAAUAAAACAAAGGAAAUGA
Molecule: messenger RNA, 1530 nt
Organism: Candoia aspera
Lineage: Eukaryota; Metazoa; Chordata; Lepidosauria; Squamata; Candoiidae
Product: vomeronasal type-2 receptor 26-like
Exons: 4
Coding region: 1-1530 (509 amino acids)
Biological process (GO): G protein-coupled receptor signaling pathway
Cellular component (GO): plasma membrane
Molecular function (GO): G protein-coupled receptor activity
Source: RefSeq, a predicted model, not a curated record